Messenger RNA from Magnolia sinica, 2031 nucleotides. RefSeq names its product ankyrin repeat-containing protein At2g01680. The record is from RefSeq and is a predicted model, not a curated record. Bases 158 to 1765 code for a protein of 535 amino acids. The transcript is spliced from 3 exons. NCBI's taxonomy places the organism in Eukaryota, Viridiplantae, Streptophyta, Magnoliopsida, Magnoliales, Magnoliaceae. Gene Ontology annotation, molecular function: protein phosphatase 1 binding; protein phosphatase regulator activity. Gene Ontology annotation, cellular component: plasma membrane.
AAGAGGUCAGUGUUGCUUUCAGAUCAAAUCCAAACCCCUUUCUCUCAAAUGCGGAAUUCCAAGACCCUAAUCCUAGAAGUCGCUCCUCUCUUUCUCCACUCGAAGAAGGUCAAAGAGGAGAAAUUCGAAAACCCUAACCGUAACCCCAAUCCCAGCCAUGAAUUCCAGGGCCCAUCGCCUCAUCUCCCCUCAGAUCCUCUUCUCCACCGUCCGAUCCGGCGAUCUCUCUUCCCUCAGGCUCCUCCUUGAGGGAUCGCCGUCCUCAGCUGACGGAGGGGGUGCUGACUUGGCUGACGAUGACCGUGCUGUAAUCUCGUCGCUCGUGGCGCAGCAGAACGGUGCCGGUGAGACUGCGCUCUAUAUCGCUGCAGACAACAAUCUCGAGGAGAUCUUCAGCUACUUGCUGGGGUUCUGCGAUCUCGAGACAGCCUUGGUCAAGACAACUGUCGGGAUCAACGCGUUCCACAUCGCGGCCAAGAAUGGGAAUUUGGGGAUUGUGAAAGAGCUUUUGAGCCAUUGGCCCGAACUUUGUAACUCGUGUGACAACACAAAUACUAGUCCCCUUUAUUCAGCUGCUGUUAAGGAUCAUUUGGAUGUGGUAAAUGCCAUAUUAGAUGCAGAUGGAACUGCAGCCAGGGUCGUGAGGAAAAAUGGGAAAACUUCAUUACAUACAGCUGCUAGAAUUGGUUAUUAUCAUAUAGUAAAAGCUCUGCUAGACAGAGAUCCAGAAAUUGUUUCUAUCAAAGAUAAGAAGGGCCAGACAGCACUUCAUAUGGCUGUUAAAGGCAAAAAUACUGAUGUAGUGGAGGAGAUGUUGGUUGCUGAUCUUUCUAUUCUCAAUAUGCGGGAUAGGAAGGGAAAUACGGCUUUGCAUAUAGCAACAAGGAAAUGGCGUCCGCAGAUGGUGCAACUUCUACUGAGCUACGAAUCCAUUGAUGUCAAUGUUAUUAAUAACCAGCACGAAACAGCCAUGGAUUUGGCAGAAAAAAUCCCGUAUGGGGAUUCAGCAAUGGAAAUUACAGAAGCACUUGCAGAGGCUGGUGCCAAGCAUGCGAGGAAUGUCGGUAAAGCAGAUGAAGCUAUGGAUCUGACGAGGACUGUGAGUGAAAUAAAACAUGAGGUGCGUUCUCAAUUUGAGCAGAAUGCAAAGACCAACAAACGAAUGUCAGGGAUUGCCAAAGAGCUCCGGAAGCUGCAUAGAGAAGCCGUUCAAAACACCACCAAUUCAGUAACUCUCGUCGCUGUUUUGAUUGCUUCCAUUGCUUUCAUGGCUAUCUUUAAUCUGCCAGGCCUAUAUAAUGAUGCUGGCAAAGCCAAUGUAGCGGACGAGAUUGGAUUCCGCGUGUUCUACCUGUUGAAUGCUACUGCUCUCUUUAUAUCUUUGGCUGUUGUCGUGGUUCAGAUAACUUUAGUUGCCUGGGAAACUAGUGCUCAGAAACAGGUUAUUUCAGUGGUGAACAAGCUCAUGUGGGCUGCCUCUCUUAGCAUUUGUGGAGCUUUCCUCUCAUUAUCUUACGUGGUCGUGGGAAGCCGUGACUCAUGGAUGGCUACUACCAUUACAGUAGUUGGUGGGUCGAUCAUGAUUGGAACUCUGGCUAGCUUGUGCUACUUGGUGCUCCGCCAACAUGUUGGGAAGUUUGGUGAUGACUCUCAGAGACGUAUUAGGAGGGCAAGUGCCAGCAAAUCUUUCUCAUGGUCUGUGUACUCAGCAUUGUCAGACCCUGACGAGUACAACUCCGACCAUGAGAAGAUAUAUGCUCUGUAACUUUGUAUUAGGAAUGUAAAGCAUGUAAAAGGCUAGUUACAGCUAUUGUGAAUAUCUUGUGUAUUUGUCGUGAGCCAGUAGCAGUUGCGUUGGUGAGUUACUACCGAUUGAGAGCUCUUAACCAUCAAAGCUACAGUUUGCUUUUGUAUCUUUAAUAACAGAAACUGGCUAGGGCAGGUUCUAUUGUAUGAAGAUGAUGACAAAUGGGAAGAGUGUAGCUUUAUGUAUAUGCAAGUAAUAUUUAAUAAAAACUGUAACAGAUAUUU